AUGGAAAAAUUAGCAAAUCUUACUCAAAAUGAUAUUGAUAGUGGUGUACUUAAUCGUAUGCUAGUCAAUGCAGGUAUAUCUGAUGUUCAAGAAUAUGUAAAAAAUUUUCAUCAAGAAACAGAAGAAUUACUAACCGAAGAAUUUAAACAUCCUGAUCUAAAUCGAACAAAUAAUGAUGAACAAAUAGCUCCACCAGCCGAUGUUCAAAGUUGGAUCAUGGGUUUACGACUUCGUCUAGAUGAUCCAAUUCAACCACCUUUACCUAAACAACAAGAACCACAAAAACAACAACCAAUAGAUGUUCAAAGUUGGAUGCACGGUAUGAUACCUGAUAAUAUGCAUCCAUCCACAGACAAUACUGCACCAGAAAUAAGCACUACUUCUAGUGAAGAUUCUGCUGUAACUGGUAAUCUAGGAACUUGGCUUACUGAUUGGUCAAAAAAUCUUAGUGAACAACCACCACCAAAAUCUUUAGAUGAUUGGUUACAAGGCUUAAUACCUAACAAUAUGCAAGAGCCUAUUGGAAAAGCAAAUAGUUCUAAAGUUCGAUUAAAUAGUUAUUUAAAUGCUGCUCAAAAAGUACUUUCUGAACAUGGUUAUAAUGUUUCAAAUGAAAUCAAACCUUCAAAUAAUAUUCCAACGAAAGUUGGAAUGUUUGGAAAUGUUAAACAAAUGUAUUUUCUUUGGAAAACCUUAGAUAAAAAUAAUGACAGAAAAAUAACAGUUGAAGAUGUUCAAAUAAUGCUUGAAGAGAUGGGUCUUGGUUUUCUUAGUAAAUAUGUUGGUCAAACAUUAUUCGAUAUGGUAGAUUCAAAUCAUGAUGGUACACUUCAAUUUCGUGAUUUUAUUGCAUUGAUGAGCAUUAUCAAACAAUUGAUGAGUGCUGUUGCAUCAGCAAAAGCAUAA
This is a messenger RNA of Rotaria sordida, 906 nucleotides long. Lineage: Eukaryota; Metazoa; Rotifera; Eurotatoria; Philodinida; Philodinidae. The record is from the annotation of a GenBank genome assembly.